This is a messenger RNA of Notechis scutatus (mainland tiger snake), 1119 nucleotides long. Lineage: Eukaryota; Metazoa; Chordata; Lepidosauria; Squamata; Elapidae. The record is from RefSeq and is a predicted model, not a curated record.
AGGUGUACUCGGCAGCACAGCCGGCAGCGUGCUGUUGUGAUGGCCUGGGACCGGUGCCUUGUGGUGGCUGGAAACGACCAGCAAAGCAUUCAAUACCCUCUGAGUGAGGAUUCUCACCUGGUCCCAGAGCUGGACGGGGUGCGCAUUUUCUCUCGCUCCACCCACGAAUUCCUCCAUGAGAUCCCAGAGGCCAGUGAGGAGAUCUUCAAAAUCGCCUCCAUGUCGCCCGGGGCCUUGCUGCUCGAAGCUCAGAAAGAAUAUGAGAAAGAAAGCCAGAAGGCGGACGAAUACCUGCGUGAAAUCAAGGACCAGAAACUGCUUUCGGAGGCUGUCGAGCAAUGCAUUAAAGCAGCCAGCUAUGAACAUUCCCCGCCCAUCCAGAAAGCUCUGCUCCAGGCAGCCUCUUUUGGAAAAUGCUUCAUCGACAAAUAUGCACCGGAAAAUUUUGUCGAAACCUGCCGAGAUCUGCGAGUGCUUAACGCCGUGCGAGAUUACCAGAUUGGGAUGCCCCUCAGCUUCGACCAAUAUAAACAGCUGACCAAGGAGGUUUUAUUGGAUAGGGUGGUUUUAAGAAGACUGUAUCCCAUCGCCAUCAAGAUCUGCGAGUAUCUCCGUCUCUCCGAAUUCCAAGGAAUAAGCCGGAUUUUGGCCCACUGGGCCUGUUACAAGGUUCAACAGAGAGACAAAUCCGACGAGGAAUUGGCCCAAGUCAUCAACCAGAAACUCGGUGACGCCGUGGGCAUUUCGUAUUCGGACAUCGCGACGCAGGCUUACGAGAGCAGCCGGCCAGAGCUGGCUAUCAAGCUGCUGGAAUACGAACCCAGGCCGGGAAAGCAGGUUCCUCUUUUGCUGACCAUGAAGAGAAGCCAGCUGGCGUUGAGUAGAGCCAUCGAGAGCGGGGACAGCGACCUGGUUUACACCGUCAUCUCGCGCUUGAAGGACGAACUCGGCCGGGGCGAUUUCUUCAUGGCUUUGCAGAACCAGCCCGUGGCGUUGAGUCUCUAUCGUCAGUUCUGCAAACAUAAGGAGCCCAACACACUUAAAGACCUCUACAAUCAAGACGACAACCACCAAGAGCUGGGCAACUUCCACGUCCGUAGCAGCUACAUCAGUGAGAAG